UCUGACCAGUGCACAGUUAUCAUGGUUAUCGAGACGUCGAGUUACAUGACUUGUACUCCAAUGUCGACUCUGUCAAGCUAGAAAGAGAGUUGCCUCGAGAAGCAACCACUUUAGGGAUGGUGCAGACGUAGGGAGAGUGAUAGAGACAGUAGCCCCAGACCCUGUUCAGCAUUACCUACGAUUUGUUUGUGUGAAGCCCAACUGCUUAUGACUGGUGUCCAUCUGAAAGUCAGGACAUAGCUUUUCUAAGCUCCUCAUUGUCGUGUUCAUGGUGCGUGGAUUUGCUUCAAGCAUGAUCAAAUAAUUUGUUGAACUACCUGCCUGUGAUAUGGCUGUUUCAGACGAAAGGCUUCCUUAGUAUAGUAGUAGUUUCUACCUUGGCGAGGUACAUACGACUUAGUACAUGUUGUGACAUUGCUGAGAUCGCUGAACAUGUCCUCCCAGCUGAAGAAAGUAUCCGUCCUGAACUCGCAGGUGGUGGAGGAUUAUACUGUUUAUCAGCUGAAAGUCACUUUUGUAGAUGCAUCCUGGUAUGUAUCUCGUCGCUAUAGUGAAUUUUACAGUCUGAACGAAGUGCUCACCAAGCAACAUGGCAUCGACAAGAACUUGUUGCCCGCAAGGCGAUUGUUUGGCAACCAACGGCACUCAGUUAUUGAAGAGCGCAAAGCCGGAUUGAGCAACUAUCUAGAUCAGAUCUGCAAGCUGUUAAACCCAUUGCCGUCAUGUAUCAAGCUGUUCCUGGAUUUUCACCGACAUCAUCCUCUGAGCAUCACGUAUGAUCUUGCACGUCAUCUGUUUCACCAUGGCGAUGAGAUCCUGAUGUCUCGCUUGCCAGUGCGUCUAUCAUCCCUGCAGCUCUUCUCCAUCACGCAGAGACUGCUUACAGAUGCUGCACCCACAGAGAAUGGGGACAAGGAAAGUGAUAUUGGCCAUCUCUUCGACGUCUUGUACUGCUUGGAAAGCUUAGAGGUGACUGGAACUGGAAGGAAGUUUCCCGAUAAUCGCUCUCUUUUGACGCAGGAUUUGGAGCCAUUCAAGAGCAUGACACAGCUCCUGGUGGAUCACUGUGACCUUGGCAGUGUUGUAUGCGCAGAUCGACUGAAAGAUCAAUUGCAAACACUUUCGGUACACCAGACAAUUUCAUCCUGCCAGGAGUUGCUUGUAAACUGGCCAAGUGAAGAAGUCCGUACAUCGCCAUGGUGUUGUUUGGUUACUCUGAAUCUAAACAAUAACCAGAUCAAGGAAAUUGAUGACUCAGUUAAACUGUUACUUCAUGUUGAGCAAUUGGAUCUCAGUUCAAAUCGUAUCCAAGUGAUUGCGAAUCUGAAGCAUCUACCCCGGCUACGGUGGCUAAAUUUGGCCCAUAAUGAGAUCAGCAGUGUGGACGCUCUACACCUUCAUCUUGGCAAUGUUACAACAUUGUUGAUACAGGACAACUGUAUCUCUAGUUUAGCUGGUUUACAUCGUGUGUUCUCCUUGGAGCAUGUCAAUGCAAGUUACAAUCAGUUGCAUCAGUUUGGUGAUGUGUCAGCUCUGAAACAUUUGCCGUCACUGGAAGAAGUGGAGCUCAAGGGCAAUCCCCUUUGCUCUGUCGCUAAUUACAGGCUGACAUUGUUGAGCAGUCUUCCCCAGCAGGUUGUUUUGGACAAGCAAGCAUGUUCAGCAAGAGAACUGUCAAAACUAUCCCAGUCCUCUGGUCGUCAUCCUGCGCCAUUGCCUGCAAGUACCACCGGUACAGAACAGAGUAGUAGUACUGCUGCAAGCAGUACAGCUGCACGCAUGCAGAAGUCUGCUACUCCUCGCACUGCAGACGGGCGGCAACGCACCUCCGAUGACAGCGGUGGUGAUGCUGAUGAUAUCGUUGUUACCAGAUCUAGAACAUCUCUUCCUCAUAAGGCAAGUCGCCGUGUGCGUUUCUCUGGUCCCUCUUCCGCUGCUGCUGCUAGUGGUAGUAAGAGCAGUAGUGCUAUUGAUGCUGCUACUUCUACGAGUGCUGACCUAUCUACUCCUGAUAGUCAAGGUGCAAACGAUGAUACUACUGAUAACUCUGUGACAACUGGUGCUGACAGUUUGCGUAAGAAAUUGGAUCUGAUGAGGCAGGAGGGCGGUGCGUCAUGGUUGGAAAUGCUGAAUGAGCUCUAUCCACAACAGUCUCGCACUUCUCAUCCAACUUCUUCUCCAGCAGCGUCUCUGGUGAAAACUCAGCGUCAACGCAAGGGCCAGAGGAAGGAAGAACAGCGGAGUAAGGCGAAGGCUGUUGCCAGCAGGAGAACAACUGUACCUUUGACACCAGCUAUUUUGCAGAUUGUGUCAAGAUCUCGCUCCCGUGUCUUCCAGCAACAACUAAGACAAGCUGCUGAGGAUGCACGGAAAAGUGGCGGUGGAGGCAAUGGCACUGGCAAGACCAGUAACUUUCUUGUCACCAAUGACGGGAAUGAGCAAAUCAUCUGCAGUGUAGAUGUCCAGAAAAUGAUUAUCCUGGAAAUCAACCUAGCUACCGGUCAAGCAGCCAACCAGCAAUCUCUCUCAUCUCUGCAAUCAGUGCAAUACUCUGAAGAUCCUUACGAGAUCACUCUGACUUUCUCUGUUCAAGCGGAGCAGUUGAAAACAGAGAAUGAGAGUACUGCAGUUGCUGGAGCUGGAGCUGGUGUUGAUACCGGUGCCGAUGCUGGUACUGAUGUUCCCAGCACCAACGUCAGUAAGACUGCAACAACAGCAGUUCACUACAAGAUGUCAAGUGUAGCACAUCUUGCUAAACUUCUGGCAAUGCUGCUUCCUUGGAGUCUGGCUAACGAUCAAACGUUGAGUGAGAACAAGUCAAUGGCUGUAUCCAGCAAAGUGUCACUGUUUCCAGUGCUACCGUUCUUGCAGGAGACUAUCUAUUUAACCGGUCGUGUGCAAGACGACAAGACCCCUUCUCCUAGCACUAGCUCUGGCCACGGCAUCAGUGUGGGGAGCAGUGGUAUUGGGAGCGACAUAUCACCUCCCGUUCACCAAUUGCUACCCACGGCCGACCAUCCUGCCUUGUCAAAGUUCUUCUACUCUUUAAUCGCUGGCUUUCUUGGCAGUCAGUUUGAAGAGCUUGUGUACGUUGGCUGGUCGUCCUGUCAGCGUUAUGGUAGUGAUGUGCGCUACCCAUGCUGUCUGAUCAUCUCCAACUCAGCCCUACAUCUUCUACGCCUAGUGGAUUUUGAAAUGGAUGGUGGGAGAAACGCUGAUCAGCCUGGGGACAGCAAUGUCACUUCCGUCGACGCCGAUUCCAGUGCCACAAGCUUGAACGUCAAUGUCAGCAGCAGCAGCAGCAGUGAUAGUGGACAUGCUAUCCGCAGUGUUUCGUUGUCAUGGCUAGCUAGCUGCUUGCUCUCCGACAUCAAUCAGGUCUCGAUUGGCUUGUUUGGUUGUAUGCUGCGCAUUCAAUCAUCCUCUUCUGCGCUCGCAUCAUCUGCAGCAGCCGGUGCACAGUCCUCGGUAUCUGCAUCCACCAACUACUGUGUUGGACUGCCUGCUGGUCCUUUUACCUAUGCUGUAUUCACACUGGAUGCUGCUUGUACGCGCGAUAUCGUCAAGCACCUCACAGGCACCAGUAUGCCUGCAAUAGGGAGCACAAUAGCAGCAGCAGCAGCAGCAGGUUCGGCGGGAGCGGCAGUUGCAGCAACAUCGGCGAUGGCAUCAGCACCAACACCGAUAAUAACAUCGGCGGCGAGCACGAAUGUAGCCACUGUCUCCAGCUCUGCUGUAUCUGAUGAUGGACAUGACAGCAGUCUACACUCUAGCAGAAACAGCAGUUCUAUGUCAGCUACUGCUGCUCCCACUACUGUUGGUGAUGGUACUGGUGCUGCUAACAGUGCUCGCGUCACUGGAGACAGCAAUGGUGCUGGUGCUGGUGCUGGUGAUGAUGUGGUUCUUGACAAGCAAGCUGCAGCUAUGGAUGAGUUGAUGAUGGCGUUGCGUAAUGCCUGUGAUGGUCACGAUAUCGGUCAACUUCUUGUUUACAAACCAGUAUUUUGGCAUUCUGCUGAACCAGCAAAGCCAACAACAACAUCCGCACCCAUGUCAGCAGCAGCAGCAGCGGCGGCAACGCCAACAAAGGCAGCCGGCGGACUUCCUGUCAGCUUAGCGAUCACCUCCAGCUUCAUCUUCUUAGUUGAUGAGGACUGUGUGCACUGGCCCAGUCUAUCUGGUGCAAGCAACUUGCCUCCAAGCACACCGCGCUAUACUGUCUGCUUGGCGUAUCACCUGCGAAGCCUGGCACUAGUGGAGAUCUGCAACAGUAGAAAUCAUAUCGGCUUGAUUGUACCUGGCAAACCACUGCCCCCAGCUGAUGUGCACAUGCAGUUUGAUGGAGCGGCGUUUCUGUCCUCUUCGCGUGCCAGUACUGAUGCUGAUGUUUCAAAUAGAUCUGGACAGCAACAUGCUGAUGCAAGUGUUGCUGGCAGCUAUAGCAACUAUCGCCAUGGCGAAGAUGAUCAAGCCGCCCCUGCAAGUAGUUUGUCUGUGCUUGCAAGAUCGUUACAAGAUGUGAGAGAGAUUGCCGACGCUCUGCGUACUCUGUGGCAAGAUCAAUUCCAAUCUCAACUAGCUAUUGUUGAGUACUCAACGCCGUCUGCUUUGACCUGUAACCAUAGCAACUCUAGCUAUCCUACCACGCACUUCAGCGGCAUUAGCAGUAGCGGUUGCACCACUGCUACUAGUGGUAUGCACAAUGAAGACGUAAAUGUUGAUACAAGUGAUGAUGGCACCAGCAAUGUGACAAGGUCGGUAGCAGCAGCAGCAGCUUCGGUUCACAGUUCUAGAGCAUGGCUCGGCGUGCCAGGUUUCGGCAAUCGUCCCAGUGUUAGCGGCAGUGACGUCUAUCAACUAUUGUCCUACUUUGCCCAACAACUCUCCAACACCGAUCAUGAACAGCUACAUUUCUUCUGUAGCUGUGACUGUCUGUGUUGGAGUGAUACCAGUACUACACAUCCUGCUGCAGCUGCUGCUGCUGCUGGUCAUCACGAUACUGCCACCGCUGCAAACUGUUCUGCCGGUAGCAACUGUGGUGUCGAUGAGAGGAGCAUGACGAUGCCAUCAUCACCACUACUCCGACAAGCUGCCCAUCAGUCGACUGGUGCAUUCCUACUUCUGUCAACUAGUCACAUCUACCUUGUCACACAGCAGCAGCAGCAGCAACAGCAACGGCAUCAUCAGUGUGCGGAUUCUCAGCAUGGAGUACAUUCUCAGCGCACCACGGCUACCACUGCUGCGGGAAGUGAAGCCGGUCAACUGGAACAACCUGGUUCUGUCAUUUUGAAUGACAGUAGUGUUCACUGUACUGAAGUUGAAGUCGACAACACAAUGUGCAGCAGCAGCAACCACAGCGGUGGCGUCCCCAACUUUCAUGUCUUGUUGUCCUUGCCGUUAUGUGACUUGCGCCAUGUGACUGUCAGCAUCUUUGAUCAGUGUGUACGCUUUGAGGGUGAGCUUGGCGGCAUGCAGACAGCACUGUGUUACUUGCUUGACGGCAGCGACGCCAAUAUACUGCUGGAGAACAUCAUCGAGCUGUUACAAGCUAAUGGUGGUGCUCAAGUUGGUGAUGCUCCAUCCACCAUGACCAACCGGAGCAGCAGUGGCGGUGGUGGCGGCGGCGGCGGUGACGGCGGCGGUAGCGGCAUUGUUUAUGGUGAAGAUCAUCAUAGUGAUGUUGGCAGCAGUAAUUUCCCUGUGUCAGCACAUGGCAUGAUUGAUGGUACAGCAGAGGAGUUAGUCAUUAACGGCACUGUUCACUGCCACUGGCCACAACCAGCUCACUUAGCUACGCUGAAUCACACAUUGCACACUGCUGCUACUACUGCUGCUGCUGCUGCUGCUGCUGCGAUUUCGCAAUCAGACAAUCUUGCGCAGCGUGCUGGUACAGAAAUGUCACCGCAGCCUCUGACAUUGCCUGGUCAAGAGCAGCAGCAGCAGCAAAUGGCAGAGCAUGUCAAUCCUGAUGCUAGCACCAGUGACAUGACAGUAAGUCCUGGACCUGCCCAAGAUGCAUUUUCUCUGCAAGAACAACAACAACAACAACAGCUGCAGGAGGAUUUUGCUGAAAGCUGUAGCAGUAGUGGUGGUGGUGGCGGUGCCAAUUUGCCCUUGACAAGCACAUUGUCCCCUUCUAGCCUACUGCAUUACCAGACUGUUUCUGUUGCAGUGCCGACAAUGCCACCUGCCAGUGGCAUCGACCGUCAUGGUAUCCGAACGUUCAGCCACAGGAGCAGCAGCAGGGAGUGUGCUGAGUCCAUUCUAUUGCCAUGUUGUGUGGCUCUGAAUGACUCUGCUCUUCACUUGGUGUUUGAGGAUAAUUUGCGUUGGCCAGCACCUGCUUUCGUCAAGGAGCAGAAUGCGAAAGAGGCGGAAAAGCGGCAGCAGCAACAACUCAAUGCCAGAAGCACCAGCCCAGGUGCCCGACAAGGUAGCAGUGACAAUACCCAUAUUGGCACCAAUACCAGCAGCAGCGUCAGUGAGUCUUGCCAAUACACCGUACUGGCAACACGGCUCUUACAUCAGCUGCGCUCUAUCUCCAUACCAUCAUACGGUAGUGGGCAGGUGUGUCUGAACUUUUCUCCACCAACACAAGGCGUCGGCAGCAGUGGUGACAAUAGCAGCAGCGGCACAAGCAGCACCAGCAGCGAUCAGAAGGCCAUGGGUGUUGCUGAGCAAGCCACAAUCGCAACUGCUUCGUGCAACCUUUCCGAUAGCUGUGAAUGGCUCAUGACAUUCAAGACGUAUGAACAGGCUGAGAAACUUGUUCGCAUUCUGCAACUGCUCUGGAGCAUGUCGAGUGAUUCGCCGCUAGCAGUGUCUAAAAUUUCCCCAAUUUGAUGAUCCGAUUGUGAUUGACGGCAGUUUCUUGAGCAUAUCAGCUGCAGUUGCUGCGGGACGGCAACUGCGUGUGAGCUGCAAUACAUGUGAGAGUUCAUUCAUACAAAUAAUUCAUAUCGCCAGUCUGUUUCUGGAUUGCCACACAGUAUGAUAACACAUAUAAACUGCUGCACGACCCGUUGUUGCCACCGGGCCGUGCUAGUCUUUUAUGAAUAUUUUUUUAUUAUACUUCGAAGUACUUCGAAGUACUGUAUUGACAAAAUACACAUUUUUUACACGUUCUUUACCAGUACUGAGUACUGCUCUGUACAUUGUUGGUGUUGAGCUAGAACUCUUUCGCUGUGGGCUGUGCCUGGCCCUGCAAAUAUACUUGUGUAUUCUUUUGUCGCUGAUUUCUGCUACUGAUGCUUCUGUCGCCGCUGGUAUGUGUGUGUGUGUGUGUGUGUGUGUGUGUGUGUGUGUGUGUGUGUGUGUGUGUGUGUGUGUGUGUGUGUGUGUGUGUGUGUGUGUGUGUGUGUAUGAGAGUAUUGGGAGGCUUGCCUGAGACCCAACCAUUUGACCUGCUCAGCUACUUGUGUGCGGAUUGAUUCCACUUGCAAAUGACCGAUAGUUUUACGGUUC
Molecule: messenger RNA, 7464 nt
Organism: Sycon ciliatum
Lineage: Eukaryota; Metazoa; Porifera; Calcarea; Leucosolenida; Sycettidae
Exons: 23
Coding region: 433-6843 (2136 amino acids)
Cellular component (GO): cytoplasm
Molecular function (GO): protein binding; phosphatidylinositol binding
Source: RefSeq, a predicted model, not a curated record